CUCCUUUUACUGUCAUGGCACAUCAAAGUACAAAACGGAGUGUCAUACAGUACAACACAGAGAACAUGCCCUUAUCUGUUAAAGAGAGAUCAGCUAGGUACAGACAGAAAUUGAAGGAAAAUCCUGUUCUCAGGGAGGAAAAACUAGCAAAGAGAAAAGAAAGCUAUCAUAGAAGAAAACAAGCUCUCAAUGGCAGAAAUCCAGAUCACCCUUCAAUUAAAGAUGUUUCUGCAGCUGAUGCUGAAAAAAGAAGAGAACAUUGGAGAGAAACUCAGAAGAAGUUCAGAAAGAAACAAAAGCAAGCAAAAGCGGUGCUUGACCUCACCCCAGAUUCAUUUGAAGCACCACCUGAAAACAUUGUUAAUAUACCGGAGCCUGAACCAAUACCACUACAAGAGGUGGAACAAAGGCCUCUGUCCCCUACACAUGUGGUGAAUGCUCCUCUGGCUUCUUCCACUCCAGAAAGACUACCAAUGCGCUUUAAAAAACUCAAAAAGGAGAAGAGAGAUCUGAAUAAACAACUUGCUGCUCUUCAAAAACAACUGUCACAAACAAAACAAAGGUGCAACACAUUAAAUAAGCUUUUGAAAAGGUCAAAAAAGACUAGAAAAGCAAAAGAAAAAGUAGCUAGGAGUGAGAUGGUGUUGAAGGCUAAACAAAGGAAAGAGAGUGUGAUCUCAUUCCUCUGUAGAGAUGAGAACAGUCGCCUUCUGCCUGGAAAAAAAGACACAAUAACCAAAAACAAGGUAAGAACACAGAGGCGUGUCCUUACUAAAACAAUGAAAGAGCUCCAUGCGCUUUACAUCUCGGAGGUGGACACAAAACUCUGUGUCUUACAGACAAUUUUACCGCUCAUGGCCAUUUCGUCACUGAGCCUAAGACUAGUGAUCGAAACACUUGUGCCUGUAUCGACCACGAAAAUGUGGCACUUCUUCUGA
This is a messenger RNA of Alosa alosa (allis shad), 938 nucleotides long. RefSeq lists its product as uncharacterized. The record is from RefSeq and is a predicted model, not a curated record. The transcript has 3 exons. NCBI's taxonomy places the organism in Eukaryota, Metazoa, Chordata, Actinopteri, Clupeiformes, Clupeidae. Bases 15 to 938 code for a protein of 307 amino acids.